AUGCAAACCCAAGAUAAGAAAAUCUACACUCCAGAGGAGAUUAAAAAGAUAGCCCCAGGUUAUCGAGGGAAACCUGAAAAAUUCGAUCCAGCUAAGGUUGGAAAGAAAAGAGAAGGUCAACCCAACAAAAAGCAGGGCCCGACAUCGUCGAAAGUGCCUGCACCAACAGCAACGGACAAAGCUGCGAACCCGACUCCACCUAAGAACGCUCCCAUGUGGGCGGAAUCAGUGUUUGGAAUCGACGUGGCCGUACGUGAGCUGGACGUCAACCAGGAAAUCACCCCAACAUUCGGGAGAUUACCAGAGGUUGUCGAGGAAGUCUACUCCGCAAUCGGAGGAGACGACCAAUCGUUAAGUAAACAAAUGACCAAAGGCAUGCUGAUGUAUUACAGCACAGCGAUGCUAUGGGCACGUUUACUUGACAUAAAAGCCAAGCGCGGCAACGCAAACUUGAGCUAUGAGGAAAUAGAAUUCUGCAAAGCGAUCAUGCAGCACGAAUUUAACAUUCCCCAACCCAUCUACCUGUUCCUAAAAGGUAUAGGUGAGGUCAAAGAUCCGACGGGCAAGGUCUCGGUCUUUGCAAUAAAAACAGUUUAA
This is a messenger RNA of Arctia plantaginis, 597 nucleotides long. NCBI's taxonomy places the organism in Eukaryota, Metazoa, Arthropoda, Insecta, Lepidoptera, Erebidae. The record is from the annotation of a GenBank genome assembly.